Molecule: messenger RNA, 2291 nt
Organism: Oreochromis niloticus (Nile tilapia)
Lineage: Eukaryota; Metazoa; Chordata; Actinopteri; Cichliformes; Cichlidae
Gene: tmem120ab
Product: transmembrane protein 120Ab
Exons: 12
Coding region: 826-1845 (339 amino acids)
Biological process (GO): fat cell differentiation
Cellular component (GO): membrane
Source: RefSeq, a predicted model, not a curated record
GUGAUUUGCGACAGAAGGAUAGCUGCAAGAGUGAAAGGGAAGGUUUACAAGAUGGUAGUGAGACCAUCUGCUAUGAUGUAUAGUUUGGAGACAGUGGCACAACUAAAAAGACAGGAGGAAGAGCUGAAGUUUGUUGAGAUUAUCAAUGGGAGGGACCAGGAUGGACAAGAGUAGUAAUGAUGAGUACAUCAGAAGGACAGCUCAGGCUGAUUAGUUUGAAGAAAAGGUUUGAGAGGCCUGGUUGAGACGCUUUGGACAUGUGCAGAGGAGGGAUGGUAGAUAUACUGUCCAAAGGAUGCUGAUGAAGCUACCAGGCAGGAGGAAGACCACAGAGAAGAUUCAUGGAUCUAGUAAAGGAGGGCACACAGAGGGAUAGUAGUGAUACGAUGAGAUGGAGGCAUGAUUCUCUGUGGCGACCCCUAAAGGGAGCAAUAAAAUUAUGUCACAAUAAAAUUACACAAGUAAAGCUUGCAGUACCUCACUAUAAUCCACUAGAUGCUGCUAACGUGUAGUAGUAGAAGUGUAUUAAAUAGCAUGGAGCUGGAUGUACUAUGGCAAAAGUGAAGACUGCAAUGCAGUUAACAAUGACCUGCCACCUUAAGCUCUGCAGGUGAUAAAUUAACACUGUGAUAACAAGAGAUUAAUGUCCAAGACAAAAUCUUGCACAUUUGUACCAGUCAAAGUUCACUUUAUGCAAUCAACUGCACAUGAAGACGUGAUCCACACCCUGGGAAUACUUCACCAUCACAUUUCAACUCAUUUCAUGCUGCUCGAACACCAUCGUCCCUAAGUUGAUGUGCUGUUUUUAGGGCUACUAUUUACAAAAUGUCAAAAAAUUUGAAAAACAUCCUGGAGGAAUGGAAAGGUCUGGAAGAAGAGUAUCAGCAACUUCAGGAGACACACAGAAUGUAUUUAAAGAAACUGGAUGAACUUUCCAAACUGCAAAACAGCUGCUCUUCCUCUAUCUCCCAUCAGAGGAAAAGACUGAAUGAGAUAUCCCAACUGGUGAAAAAAUCCAGCAAAGGACCGUCAGAAGAAGAUGCCAAGAUUCUGGAUGAAAUGAAAGAGAAAAUCAAGAACCGACCAAAUGCUUUCUUUCAGAUGGAGGCUUUCCUUCCCAAGAAAAACGGACUUUACCUCAGUCUGGUUCUUGGAAAUGUGAAUGUCACGCUUUUCAACAAGCAGUCAAAAUUUGCUUACAAAGAUGAAUACGAGAAGUUCAAGCUGUACCUCACAGUCAUUCUGCUGCUGUUCUCCUUCAUUUCCUAUUUCUUUGUGAGCUACAGAUUUUCCGACGUAAUCCUCAAUUUUCUGCUGGUGUGGUACUAUUGUACCUUAACUAUCAGGGAGAGCAUCCUCAUCACCAAUGGCUCCAGAAUCAAAGGUUGGUGGGUUUUUCAUCACUACAUAUCAGCGGUUUUGUCUGGUGUAAUGCUGACUUGGCCAGAGGGAAACCUGUACUACAUAUUCAGGAACCAGUUCCUCGCCUACUCUCUGUAUCAAAGCUUCGUUCAGUGUCUGCAGUGCUAUUAUCAGAGCGGAUGUCUGUACAGACUGCGAGCCCUGGGAGAAAGACACAACAUGGAUCUGACUGUUGAGGGAUUUCAGUCCUGGAUGUGGAAAGGGCUGACGUUUCUUUUACCCUUCCUGUUUUUUGGUCAUUUCUGGCAGCUCUUCAACGGGCUGUCUCUGUUCAGAAUGGCUCAGCUCCCAGAGUGUAAAGAAUGGCAGGUUUCAGUGUGUGGGCUCUGCUUCCUUAUUCUCUUCGCGGGAAACUUCUUCACCACUGUCGCAGUUGUUCGUCAGAAGCUAAAGAGCAGGAAUCAGAAGCCAAAGAGCCUGUGAUGCAGGAAAUGUAGCAACCAACAUAAAUGCUCAUGUUAUUAACACAGACUAGACUUAUUACAAGUGUAUUGCCUACAAUAUCCAGUGCAUAAAUUGUAUUUUGUAAAAUGACUAAUCACUCGCAGUUAAAUGUUCAGUUAUGACCCACAUCACUUACAUGUUCAGAGACAAGCGUCGCUCUCCAAUAAAGUCAUUAUUUUACAGAUUUUCUGCAAAUUUGUUUGUAGCCCUUAAUGUUAUUUUCAGAACUUCAGCUAUAUUUUAUGUUUACUGUUAUAAUGAGUAAUGAUUGUUAUAUUUUAUUUCUCUAUGUGUUAAACUAAUGAUUAGCAAACAAUACAGCCUGGGCUAAAAAGAAAAAAUCAGUGUUUUUUCCAUUUCAUGUUUUAUUUUUAAUGCUCAUUCGGUGUCAUCACACUUAUUAAUAAACAACAACAUGGACUGAA